Messenger RNA from Musca domestica (house fly), 558 nucleotides. RefSeq lists its product as uncharacterized. The record is from RefSeq and is a predicted model, not a curated record. Lineage: Eukaryota; Metazoa; Arthropoda; Insecta; Diptera; Muscidae. The transcript has 3 exons. The coding region runs from base 1 to 558 and encodes 185 amino acids.
AUGCAUUGGAAAAAUUAUAUUGCGUUGCUGAUUUUGCAAAUUGCCUAUGAAACUGUUAUGGCUGCCCGCAAUCGUCGUUUCCACGUCGAAAUGUACAACAUGAGCUGCAAUCACACGGAGGUUGUUAAGCGUAUGGAUUGCCAUCUCGCAAAAUUGGCCACGGAUCGUUAUGCCGUUACGGUUAAAUUUAUGUACAAAGAUGACCUGGCCAAUGACGGUGUGGCCCAUACACAAAUUUUGGUUCGAAUGAAACGUGGACCACCUGUAUUGAAAUUUCUCGAUUUUAAGGUAAACGUUUGUGACGCACUGUCGGUGUCGUCGUUUCCAAUACCACUGGCCAAAGAUCUAUUCGAUGAGGCAAGGAGAACGAGCAACUUACCUUACAAUUGUCCACUAAAGGGGAAUUUCUUAUAUUAUAUCAACAAUUAUACGGUGACAUCAGAAACAAUACCAGCCUAUGCACCAUUGAUGAAUUUUUCGUUAAUUUUUAAAAUUUAUAAAAAUAAUGAAUUGGUCAUUGCAACUGAGACGCAGGGGGGUACAAUUCCGAAAAUUUGA